This is a messenger RNA of Malurus melanocephalus (red-backed fairy wren), 5143 nucleotides long. RefSeq names its product membrane bound transcription factor peptidase, site 1 (gene MBTPS1). Gene Ontology annotation, biological process: proteolysis. The transcript is spliced from 22 exons. NCBI's taxonomy places the organism in Eukaryota, Metazoa, Chordata, Aves, Passeriformes, Maluridae. Bases 1353 to 4535 code for a protein of 1060 amino acids. The record is from RefSeq and is a predicted model, not a curated record. Gene Ontology annotation, molecular function: serine-type endopeptidase activity. Gene Ontology annotation, cellular component: Golgi apparatus.
GUCAGUCAAAUAAAAACAGAGGGUAUUUCUGUCCCUGUUACAAGGAAAUACUUGACAAUGCUAAAUAAAGUUAAAUAAAAAUGAAGUAACAGCUGUUGCAUUCAGACUCGAUUAAUCUGUUAUUGUGCUGUGAGGUCAGCCUAUCAUUCCCCUAAAUCAUGUGAAUUCAUUGAUCAGGCUCCUACUUUCCAGUCCUCAUCACAGCUGCAAAGUACUGUUCUGUUCUGCUUCUCCAGGUGCUGUGACAAACCAGACAUAAAUGUUUCUCUUUCCUUAUCUUUUAAUGGCCUUCUAUCUCUCAGUUGCUGGUUGAGUGUUUGGAAUUCAGAAGAAUACUAGCGUUGCAAUUUUUCUUGAGUGUAUUAUGCACUUUGGAACCUAAGGGGAAGAGGCUGUCUGUCCAUAUGAAAAACACUUGCAACACUUUCCUUUAACUUCACAUUAUUGCAUGCUGUUAUCAGGUCUUAUUUUCUCAGGUGCCCAUGUUUUAGUAACACACACCCCAGCUCAAAUUUCGAAAGACUUUUUUAAUGCAGAUUUUCAAGCAUAGGCACUGCAACUUUGCCUCUCCACUGGUACCUCUUGUCCUUACCUGGCCUUGGCAUAGAGUUUGAAUCUGAUUGUUCUUGUGUAAAAUGAUGCUCUGUAGCAUUAUUUCUAUUUGCUAUGUUUCUGAUUGGCAAAAAAAACAUGCUUUUUUAAGUGUCUGUGGACACUUAUGUUAGUAUUUUAUUUUGCACUUUUUCCCCCUGCCAUGGGAUUUGCAUGUCAUUUUUUCCUCUUUGCUCCAUGUAGAUGAAGUGGGGUCGAUUUUGGUGGUCAUUGUUGCCUCUUGUGUAGCCAGGUUAAUAUCUGAGUGUUUCACACGUKCUCUUGUCUGAGUAAGGCAAAGACAUGGUGGAAAAUGGUUAAAUGAAAUAUGAACAACUUUUCCCCCUAUUAUUUGUAAAAUGAACUGCCAAAGGUGUCUUUUUUUGGGUGAUUUUCAGAUUAURAAGUUGCACAAACAUGCAUCUAAUUAUUUUUUAUAUUGCACUGCCUUACAGGUUGGCUUGCAAUCAGCUUUGCUAAUUCUUCUAGGGAGUUAACUUUGCCAUCAGAAAUGGAGUACAGGACUCAGCUGCCACAUCCCAAGUGACCGAAUCAUUGUAUGCAAAAUGGAGAAGAAGCGUAGAAAGAAAUGAGCCUGUUCACUAGGCUUGACCUGAAAAGACCAUGAAAUCUCUGCUUAUUUUGGAUCCAGCUUUAGGAAUAUCCAGUUGAUCAGCACAGUGAAAGCAACAUUUCCUGGAACAAAAAUGAACUAGUUUAUAAAGAAGAAAACUGUGAUUUGAUUAUAUGGAAUUUUUGGAAUGAAACCAUUUUCUUCUAUGACCAUGAAGUUUGCAAACAUCUGGCUUGUUCUGGUUGUUAUUUUACUCUGUGGCAAAAAACACUUUGGUACCAGAGUAGGGAAUUCYUCUCAUGAGGCUCACGUAUGUCCUGGAUGUUCACGCCUUACUUUGAAAGUGGAGUUCACUUCGACAGUUGUGGAGCAUGAGUAUAUUGUGGCUUUUAAUGGAUACUUCACAGCUAAAGCUCGAAGUAAAUUUAUUUCAAGUGCACUAAAAAGCAGUGAUAUUGAAAACUGGAGAAUUGUACCUCGCAACAACCCAGCUAGUGACUAUCCAAGUGAUUUUGAAGUUAUUCAGAUCAACGAGAAGCAGAAGGAUGGAGUCCUCACACUGGAAGAUCAUCCAAACAUCAARCGUGUGACACCUCAGCGAAAGGUUUUUCGGUCGCUCAAGUAUUUGGAAUCUGAUCCAGUGCUGCACUGCAACGAAACCAGGUGGACUCAGAAGUGGCAGUCAUCCCGGCCCUUGAGGAGAGCAAGCCUUUCUCUGGGUUCUGGCUUCUGGCACGCCACCGGCCGGCACUCCAGCAGGCGCUUGCUGAGAGCCAUCCCUCGCCAGGUUGCUCAGACCUUGCAGGCAGAUGUCCUCUGGCAGAUGGGUUACACAGGUGCUGGUGUGAGAGUAGCAGUGUUUGACACUGGUCUGAGUGAGAAACAUCCACAUUUCAAAAAUGUAAAGGAGAGAACAAACUGGACUAAUGAGAGAACCUUGGAUGAUGGUUUAGGCCAUGGGACUUUCGUAGCAGGUGUGAUAGCCAGCAUGAGGGAAUGCCAGGGGUUUGCUCCAAAUGCAGAACUGCACAUUUUCAGAGUGUUCACUAAUAAUCAGGUCUCGUAUACAUCUUGGUUUCUGGAUGCUUUUAAUUAUGCAAUUUUAAAGAAGAUAGAUGUACUGAAUCUAAGUAUUGGUGGACCAGACUUCAUGGAUCAUCCAUUUGUUGACAAAGUUUGGGAGCUGACUGCCAACAAUGUCAUCAUGGUCUCUGCUAUUGGCAACGAUGGCCCUUUAUAUGGGACUCUCAAUAAUCCUGCUGACCAGAUGGAUGUGAUUGGAGUAGGUGGCAUUGACUUUGAAGAUAAUAUAGCUCGCUUUUCAUCUAGGGGAAUGACCACUUGGGAGCUGCCUGGAGGUUAYGGCAGAGUGAAGCCUGAUAUUGUCACUUACGGCUCUGGAGUGAGAGGGUCUGGUAUGAAAGGUGGAUGCCGCUCCCUCUCUGGGACAAGUGUGGCAUCUCCUGUGGUGGCAGGUGCUGUCACUUUGUUAGUGAGCACCGUUCAGAAGCGUGAAAUGGUGAAUCCAGCAAGUAUGAAGCAGGCCCUUAUUGCAUCAGCACGGAGACUUCCUGGAGUCAACAUGUUUGAGCAAGGACAUGGCAAAUUGGAUCUUCUAAGAGCUUAUCAGAUCCUCAACAGCUAUAAACCACAGGCCAGUUUGAGUCCAAGCUAUAUUGACUUGACUGAAUGUCCCUACAUGUGGCCCUAUUGUUCUCAGCCCAUAUAUUAUGGAGGGAUGCCAACUAUUGUCAAUGUUACUAUCCUUAAUGGCAUGGGAGUCACAGGGAGAAUUGUAGACAAGCCAGACUGGCAACCCUAUCUCCCUCAAAAUGGGGAUAACAUUGAGGUGGCUUUCUCCUAUUCCCCUGUCUUGUGGCCUUGGUCUGGAUAUUUGGCAAUUUCCAUCUCUGUAGCAAAGAAAGCAGCAUCUUGGGAAGGCAUUGCUCAGGGUCAUGUUAUGAUCACAGUAUCAUCCCCUGCAGAAAAUGAAUCUAAGAAUGGUGCAGAGCAGACUUCUACAGUGAAGCUCCCAAUAAAAGUGAAGAUUAUUCCUACUCCACCUCGUAGUAAGCGAGUCCUKUGGGAUCAAUAUCACAACCUCCGUUAUCCUCCAGGAUACUUCCCCAGGGAUAAUUUGAGGAUGAAGAAUGAUCCGUUAGAUUGGAAUGGUGACCAUAUCCACACAAACUUCAGGGACAUGUACCAGCACCUCAGGAGCAUGGGGUACUUUGUUGAGGUUCUUGGUUCCCCGUUUACAUGUUUUGAUGCAAGUCAGUAUGGGACUUUAUUGAUGGUGGACAGUGAGGAAGAAUAUUUCCCUGAAGAGAUCACCAAGUUGAGGAGGGAUGUUGAUAAUGGACUUUCACUAAUAGUCUUUAGUGACUGGUACAACACGUCUGUGAUGAGAAAAGUCAAGUUUUAUGAUGAAAACACAAGGCAGUGGUGGAUGCCUGAUACUGGUGGUGCUAAUAUACCAGCUCUCAAUGAUCUGCUUUCUGUCUGGAAYAUGGCCUUUAGUGAUGGGCUCUAUGAAGGGGAUUUUACCAUGGCAAGUCAUGAAAUGAAUUAUGCGUCAGGGUGUAGUAUUGCAAAGUUUCCAGAAGAUGGCAUCGUCAUCGCACAGACUUUUAAGGAUCAAGGUCUUGAAGUUUUAAAGCAGGAGACUGCUGUAAUUGAAAAUGUCCCUAUUUUGGGGCUUUACCAAGUUCCUCUGGAAGGCGGUGGCAGAAUUGUUCUGUACGGAGACUCCAACUGCCUGGAUGACAGCCAUCGCCAGAAAGAUUGCUUUUGGCUCCUGGAUUCCCUGCUGCAGUACACAUCCUACGGGGUGAUGCCGCCCAGUCUCAGCCACUCCGAGAACAGGCAGCGGCCGCCGUCGGGAGCCGGCUUCUCCCUCCCCGAGCGCAUGGAAGGUAACCAUUUGCAUCGAUACUCAAAGGUGCUYGAGGCUCACUUGGGAGACCCUAAACCCCGGUCUCUUCCUGCUUGUCCUCAUUUGUCCUGGGCCAAACCACAACCUUUGAAUGAAACUGCCCCCAGCAACCUUUGGAAACAUCAAAAAUUACUSUCAAUUGACCUUGAUAAAGUGGCACUGCCCAGUUUCCGACAGAACCGACCCCAAGUGAGACCAUUGUCUCCUGGAGAAAGCGGAGCAUGGGACAUUCCUGGUGGUAUAAUGCCGGGCCGGUACAAYCAGGAUGUGGGACAGACCAUUCCCGUCUUUGCCUUUCUCGGUGCCAUGGUGGUCCUGGCGUUCUUUGUGGUGCAGAUCAACAAAGCRAAGAGCAGGCCAAAGAGACGGAAACCGCGAGUGAAACGACCACAGCUGAUGCAGCAGGUUCAUCCACCAAAGACACCUUCUGUGUGAAAGCUCUGCCUUGCCAAAGAUGACUUCCUUUGACCAGUUGCUUUCCAGGGCCAUGGAUCGCUCCCAGUGGAGGUGCAGUGAUUGUGCACCUGACAUCAUCUCAUAGUCUUUGGUUUGUGGAGAGGAAAAGAAAGAACGUCAGCUGAUGGUCUGUACAUAAAACUGCAGCUUUAAGCAGCUGAAGCCACCAAAGACUUGAAUACUGUUUAAAUGGCUGCWUAGUCACUACAUAUCCCAAGAGGGGGAAAAUGGACCUUUUUUUUAAGCUGACCAAACUAAAAUUUAUUUGUUUAGAGGCUAUUUUCUAUAUUUAUUGUUGGGGAGGGUGGGGGAAAAGUCACUUUAAGGGCCUCUGCUAAGGAAAAACAAGUGCAUUUUUUUGGAUCGAAUGCAAUUUUCUAGAAUGRUAUUAUGCUGAAGAGUAUAACGUGCACCAUUAAAGGAGGAAGGGGCUGAGAGAGACCAGUACAAAUCAGUGAGGCAUACUCCUGCAGUUUAUUUUUAUAAAGCCAACUACCAUGAUGUUUUGUAAUUUUUGGUCAUGAUUUCACCAUUGUUGGUGAAGCAGAUUUUUCAAUAAAUAUGUUAUCUAUAUGAAGCAAAGACAA